Molecule: messenger RNA, 744 nt
Organism: Fusarium sp. VM40
Lineage: Eukaryota; Fungi; Ascomycota; Sordariomycetes; Hypocreales; Nectriaceae
Source: the annotation of a GenBank genome assembly
AUGUCCGCCUCAAAGCGCUUCCUCUCCGACUUCACACUUGGUUUCUCCGAUGGUUUGACCGUUCCUUUCGCCCUCACAGCAGGGCUGAGCUCCCUGGGCAAAACAGACACGGUGAUCACAGGCGGGCUGGCGGAAUUAUGUGCAGGUAGCAUUAGCAUGGGAAUUGGAGGAUAUCUCGCCGCGUGCGACCAACGCAUUCCAUGCCAAAAUGGGUUGGAUGUGGAACAAAGACAUAAUGAGGAUGAGAGGAGUAGUGAAAGCGACUCAAUGGUUGAGCAGUCGGAGAAAGCACAAGAUUUGGCGGAAGAGUUGGUGAGACAACACCUUGAGCCAUUACAUCUUCCCAGUUCGAUGGUAACAACAUUUCUCAACAACAUGUCAAGCGAACCAGCUGAUCUGCAACGGAUGGUAUCACGACUGCAAACCUACAAAGACCCAUCCACAACACAGACUUCCCCACAGUCACCAAUCAUAUCUGGACUUUCAAUAUCACUCGGAUACGCCAUCGGUGGAAUCAUUCCUCUUCUCCCAUACUUCUUCGUCAGCACCGUUGGUUUGGGUCUGCGAUGGAGUUUCUGUCUUUGUUUAAUGGUGUUAUUUGGUUUCGGGGCGGGCAAGAGUUGGAUAUUGGCCAAGGAUGCGAAGUUCAGGACGUGCUUCAUUGAAGGACUGCAGAUGUUGAUUUUAGGCGCGGUUGCUGCUGGGGCGGCGGUUGCUUGUGUUGCUUGGGUGGGUAAUAGAUGA